Messenger RNA from Liolophura sinensis, 1113 nucleotides. Its product is annotated as RYamide receptor-like. The record is from RefSeq and is a predicted model, not a curated record. Gene Ontology annotation, molecular function: neuropeptide Y receptor activity. Gene Ontology annotation, biological process: G protein-coupled receptor signaling pathway. NCBI's taxonomy places the organism in Eukaryota, Metazoa, Mollusca, Polyplacophora, Chitonida, Chitonidae. The transcript has 2 exons. The coding region runs from base 1 to 1113 and encodes 370 amino acids. Gene Ontology annotation, cellular component: plasma membrane.
AUGAAUUCUAGUGAACACCCGGUGGAGUCUAACAGGACAUUUCUAGGGAUAAGCGACUCCACGAAAACGGUACUGACUCUGCUGUACAGUCUGAUAACGGUCGUGGCAAUCGGCGGUAACGGAAUAGUUUGUUAUUUGGUGUUUGCCUACAAACGGAUGAGAACUGUACCGAAUUAUUUCAUCGUGAAUCUCGCUAUCAGCGAUAUGCUCAUGGCUGUCUUUUGUAUCCCCUUUACAUUUGUGGCCAAUCUACUUCUGGAACACUGGCCGUUCGGAACUUUGAUGUGCCCGGUGGUGACGUACUUACAGGUGGUGGCCGUGUUUCUGAGCGCGUACACCCUGGUGGCAAUGGGGGUGGAUCGUUACAUCGCCGUAGUGCACCCGUUCAUGGGACGGAUCACUCCCAAACAGGCAGCGGCGGUGAUCACUGGAAUCUGGGUGCUGUCCGUCUCCAUCCCCCUGCCCACCCUGACUCAGUCGCGGCUGGUCACCAUCGGACAGAACAACACGACGGGCAUGUGCCUAGAGCACUGGGAUGACCAGACCACACGUUACAUCUACAGCCUCUUCAUCAUGGCCCUGCACUACUUCGGCCCUCUCACUCUACUCACAUUCUCCUAUGCCCGCAUUUGCUACAUGAUGUGGAUAAAGAAUCCCGACUGUGAAGGCAACACUUCCAAUAAGUUUCAACUGGCACCCUCUAAAACCAAGUUAAUCAAGAUGAUGAUCACUGUGGUCGUGUUCUACGCUCUGUGUUGGCUGCCUUUACACAUUAUCACUCUGGUAGGGGACCACGACCCCAGCAUUUACGACAGUAAACAUGUACCCAUCCUCUGGAUAUUUAGCCACUGGUUGGCAAUGAGUAACAGUUGUUAUAAUCCUAUUAUAUACUUGUGGAUGAGUCCGAAAUUCAGAGCGGGCUUAAAACUGUUUCUACAGGCGUGUUGUGUGACUAAAUCUCGGCAGUACGGCUCGAGCGUGAAGAAGACUGGUCCGACCCUGUACGAGUUCCGAUUGCGGACAAUUCGCGGUCGCUGGGGGCAAACUGGAGCAGUCCGACAGGUCGUGCUGCAUCCUCAGGCCGCUAGUCUGAGGAGGAACAUUGCUCAAUGA